Messenger RNA from Eutrema salsugineum, 2414 nucleotides. Its product is annotated as kinesin-like protein KIN-10C. The transcript has 18 exons. Gene Ontology annotation, biological process: microtubule-based movement. Gene Ontology annotation, cellular component: kinesin complex; microtubule. The coding region runs from base 136 to 2229 and encodes 697 amino acids. Gene Ontology annotation, molecular function: microtubule binding; ATP binding; ATP hydrolysis activity. The record is from RefSeq and is a predicted model, not a curated record. NCBI's taxonomy places the organism in Eukaryota, Viridiplantae, Streptophyta, Magnoliopsida, Brassicales, Brassicaceae.
CUGAAAAUAUAUUAUUCAAACCAUAAGAGAAAAAGAAAGAAAGGAAACGAAUUUCGAAUUCAAACGUUUUCCCUUAUCUAGAGAUUUCAUUGUGUUUCGAUUAGUGAGAAUUUCUGGGUUUCUGGUUUUGUGAUUAUGGAGAGCAAGUCGGCGAGCCAGGGACGGAAGGUGGUUCGGGUGGUUGCUAGGGUUAAUCCAUCGGCCGAUCCGGUUUCACAAGCUUCAACGAAUUCAAUAUCGGUUCACAAGCCCAAUGGAGACGAAUCGGAGACUGUUUCGAUAUCUUUUGGAGCUCAAUUCGCUGGCUCGAAAGACUCAUAUAAAUUGGACUACUGCUACGAAGAAAAUGAAAGCACAGGUUUGAUUAUCACGAAGGAGAUAAAACCUCUUAUCUCUACUGUCUUUGAGGGUAAGGACGCAAAUGUGAUCGCCCACGGAGCAAGGUGUAGCGGUAAAACACAUCUAAUCCAGGGAUCUGAGAGGGAACCUGGUAUAGCCAUCCUUGCAAUGACUGAGAUGUUAUCCAUGGCUGAGGAAAGGGGAGAAUCAAUUUCGGUAUCAAUUUAUGAGGUCUCUCAUGAAACCGUGUAUGACAUCUUAGACAGAGAAAAGCGAGUGGUUUCUGUACUAGAAGGUGCACAAGGGAAAAUUCAACUAAAGGGGCUUUCCAAGGUACCUGUGAAGUCACUCUCAGACUUUCAAGACUUAUACUUUGGUCUCAAGAAAAACCAGAAGCUGACCAGUGACCCUCCACUUAGAAGCCAUAAGGGUGUGAUGAUACAUGUUAACACUGGCAACGCCAAUUCAGGCUCCCUUGGGAGGAUGAACUUUCUUGAUAUGGCAGGAUAUGAAGACUCCAGGAAACAAAAUAGUGUUGUAGCUCCUCUAGAGAUUACCAGAAUAGAUAAGUCGAUAUAUGCAUUACAGAAUGUCAUGUAUGCUCUCAAUGCAAACGAAUCUCAUGUGCCAUAUCGGGAGAGCAAACUUACUCGCAUGCUGAAAGAUUGUUUACAAGGGUGCAACAGAACAUUGCUGAUCACUUGUUUGCACCGGGAAUUUAGCCAAGACUCUUUUUACAUGCUAAACUUAGCAUCACGGAUCUGUCUAGGCAGUAACCGAGUCAUGACUAGUGUUACUAAGAAGAGCCACGGUAUUGCAAGAUCUAUUUCAUCAUCCUCUGCCGCUCAACGGAGACAGACACCUUUGGCUGUGUCUGCUACUUCUAAACAACAGACAGGACUCAGGGGAAAUGUGACAGAGAGAAAGACUAAACUCAACACUUCCGCUUCUGCAAUCAAAGGAAGGAAACUGUUCGCUGAAGCAACUAAUUCGGUGAAUUGUAAAAGUAACCGUAGGAAGAUGGAAGGCAAAGCAAGGAUGGGAGUGAAAAAGGAAAUCUCUACUUCAAAGGUUGUCUUAAAAGUUCAGGCAUCCUCGUCUGAAGAAGAAGUUUGCUCCUCGUUUGUUGUUUCAGAUUUGCAAACUUCUGUGGCAGAAGAGGAAAACUCUGCUCUGGACUUCUCAAGUUCUGAAGUAAUCAAUAGUAUCGACAUUUCUACCAUUAAUCUUCAGGAGACAACCCCGAUACAUGAGGAAAGGUUUUCAGAAGCCACUUAUUGUGAUGAAGGUACCGCAGGCAAAGCUCCAAUAGUAGAGAAAGAUGAACACAAUUCAGCCAUUGCAGAAGAUCUGAAUCUGGUUAAUGAAGGUGAAAACUUGGACAAAGAAAACAACAGUUUGCUAGCCAAUGAAACUUCAUCACCACCUCUCAGCCUGCGCCUUCAAGAACUAUCCAACACUUUGAAGUCGAUAUGCAAAACCUCAAACCAACCAUCGGCACCUGAGAAGUAUCAAACUGCCCUAUCUAAAUUACAUGUGGAAGAAGAAUCAGAGAAUAGCGACAUUACUGCUGAAGCUGAAGAGCUAAGAACACCGGAGAAAAGUAUGCCUUCAAAUAUUGCUUUUAGUCCAUGGAAGACAUUCAGUGCACAUAGCUCAAAGUUGAAGAAUUCUGCUGUUGGAGAGUAUCUAAAGUUCUUAAACACAGCAGAUAAAGAAGAUCUAAAGAGGCUUAAGGGUAUUGGAGAAAAGAGAGCGACUUACAUAGUUGAGCUCCGCGAAGAAUCUCCUGAACCAUUCAAGAAGCUUGAUGACUUGAAAGACAUCGGUCUCUCAGAAAAACAGAUUAAGGGAUUGCUGAGGAAAGAGAUUGGGGAUAUUUUCGAUUAGCUGAAGAACAUUCUCUAUGGUCACAGCAAGGUCUGAUGGGAGGCAACACGAAGUUGCUCUAGUAAGAGUUUGAAGAUUCUAUUUGUAAUCAAUAAUUAGCAAGUUAUGUCGUUGAGUGUGUGUUGCGUUUUAUGAGAAUUGUGUCCUGAGUCCUGACCUUUUACUGUUAGAUAAUUUGUGUUUUU